AUUGUUUCUUGUCGUUGAGCACAGACGACGCCGCAUGGAACUGCGUGUUCAAGUCAAAUCAAGUCAAGUCGCCCCUACCAUUCCAUUGUAGUCUGAGUGAGAUCCCAGACUCGACUCCAGCAGAGUAACCUCCGUAACCCUUUCGGUCUUCACGUCGACACCUGAAGCAAUCCAACCAACCAUUGAUUAAUCUCUUUCUGGAAGCUUCGCUUUGCCUUCCAUAAUAGUAAGAACAAUUGGAAAGAUGAGCGACACCAUGGUGGCAUCUCGUAUUCGAUCGACAGACAAUGGCGGCCGCGAAGGCCAUUUGAUGUCUCUGUUGCCCUUGUCUCGUCGCAAUAGCGAGACGGGAGAACGAGCUCUGCAAGAGUUUCGAGUGUAUGUCGAACUGAGUGCGUUUUUGGCCUUUCAACACAUUCAACAUCGCACAGGAUCCGUCCUACCCGAAUUGCCGCAACUCCUGGAGAGUUGCGACUUUUCGUGGACGUAUCGACAUCACGAUACGCAGUUUUCGCCCCUGCAAGCAGCCACCGAAGUCAUGUCCUACGAGUUGCCACGACAUUCGCGACAAGCCAAACCGUGGAGUCGACCCACCGCCAACAGUACUACUACUACUACGAUUAGUAAUGCUGCUGCUGCUACUACCAUUUCCACCGCUGCCAACAACAGCGACAGUAUUUGGCAUGACGUCAAUGACUACUGGAGUCUUCCCGUGGUACAAGAAGUGGUCACGGUGGCUACAGGAGAUUCCACAGAGCAAGACAACAAUCAUCAUCACAACAACAACGACUAUUGGUCUCUGCCUCAUGCGCAACUGCCAGAACCAACUGCAGCAGAGACACCCCGGACAUCCGUUCCCCGAGAAGCCGCCACCGUACCGCCGCGAACCGCCGUCCCACUGCGGACCAAAAUGCCGUGGGCGACGGCUCCUCCUCGUGGCAAUACGCGUUUACUAUCAGAACAAUCAGAACAACCACAACAAAAACCCUUUGCCAUUUUGGGUGCCGCUCGAUCCGUGACGAGUCAAGCCGUGGGAAUUCUCGGAAGUGCUUUUGAAUUGCCACAAAUCUCCAGUUCAUCGACGGCAUCGUCGUUGGAUGCCUUGCCCUUUUUUGCACGGACCGUCCCCACCAAUGAAGGAGAUGCCCAUGCUACCAUUGUCUACCUCAAACAGCAGUUGCAUGUGAGUAACAUUGGCGUCUUGCACAGUGAAGAUAGUUGGGGACGUCGGUACGAACAGGAUUUACAGUAUUACGGGAAACAAUACGGUGUGGAUGUCAAGAGUGUCGCCUACACAGUGGAUUCCUUGGAUCAAGCCAUGGAGCAGUUACAGGAAACCAAUUUGAGAUAUUUUGUUGGCAUUAUCAAUUCCGGGGCAUGGAAACCAGUCGUAAAGGCCGCCUAUGCGGCGGGCUUGAUGGGCAAUCCACGCAAUCAAUGGUUUAUUGGGGAUUUGGUGGCGCUGGCGGCCGAUGGAUUCGCACUCGAUCGAGAAACAGAACAAGACAUUGCACUGGCAUUGCAUGGGACGGGGGUCGUCUUUUUGCAAGUGACACCGCACACGGCAUUUGAUCAAGCAUUGGCGGCGGUCGCAGACAAUGUCACGCUGCAGCAAGAAUUCAUUGCCGCUCAUGAUUACUCCGACCUCUUGACCAAUUUCACAUUUUCAUCCAGUCCGGGCAUGUCUCUCUUCCAGUAUUUGACAUACGAUGCCAUUAUAUCAUUGGGUUUGACAGCCUGCAAUACGCCGGGAUUGUUCACGGGACGGGAAUUCUAUCAACAAUUGUUGCAAGUCGACUUUGAAGGAGUCUCUGGCAGAGUCAAUUUGAAUGAGGAUACGGGAACUCGAUUGGGGGAUUCCUUGCGCUAUCAAAUUGUCAAUAUGGUACUCGAUGAUUAUUUUGACAACAACGACAAGGACAACGAAGAAGAUUUAUCCGUCAUGACGUUCUCCGCCAAUGUGUCCUCCACGGUCGAAUUGUCCCCUCCCAACAGCACGGGACCCAUGGUGCAUGCCGUUCAACCAUUCAUCUAUCACGACAACACCACCAAUCCACCACUGGCGUUGCCACCUCAUGAAGAAGACUUGAACUUGAUCUCCGACGGUGUCAAGGGAUUUGGUCUCUCCUUGUCCGUUUUGGGAAUGCUCUUGUCCCUGGGGAUUGGGGCGUGGGUACUACGCAAUCGCAACAUUUACGUCAUUCGGGCAUCGCAGCCCAUCUUCCUGGUGCAACUAUGCGUGGGAACGUUUCUGUUGGCAUUGGUCAUUGUACCCCUGGGAGUGCAAGAACCCAGUUCUCCAUUGGCACUCGACGUGGCAUGCAAUGCUGUACCGUGGUUGUGGUCCUUGGGGUUUGCUACGUCCAUCUCUGCCAUUUUCUCCAAAACACGACGAAUCAAUCAGCUGAUGAAUUCCGGGACGGGAUUUCGACGAGUACAAAUCAAAGCACGAGAUGUCAUGAAACCCACCGUAGUGCUCAUCGCCAUCAACUUGAUCAUCUUGACAUCUUGGUCGGCAUCGCCAUGGAGGAUGAGUUGGCAACGAAUCACGAAUGAAAACCAUGUUGACAAGUUUGGUCGUAGUGAAGAGUCAUACGGGGCCUGCCGACCCGGCGGAAACUAUCACUUCUUUUUCACCACUCCUCUCGUGUUGACCAACGCCAUUAUAUUGGGGAUGACGACCUUCCAGAGUUAUCGAGCAAGAGAACUACCGUCGGAAUUCAGCGAGACGGCGUACAUGGCUCUUUCCAUGAUCAGCCUCUCGGAAACAUUCCUGCUCGGCAUCAUGAUUGUAUUUCCAGUUCUCGACCAGCCCACUGCAUUCUAUCUCCUGUCCUCCAUGCUUUUCUUUGUGGGGUGUUGCUCAAUUCUGGGCCCCAUGUUUCUACCAAAGUUUGCAUUGCGGAACACCAGGGCACCGCGAGGCCGAAACGCUGCUUCGGUUGCGAUUCGUCGAAACGGCAAAUCAACUGUUGGUCGCAGUGUCUAUAUGAGUGGCAUCAGUGGCAUAGACAAUAGCGGCGGAUUCAAUAGUGGUGGCAGCGGCAGUGGUAGCCGACUCAUGUCCGUGAGAAGUGCACAUGGUUCUGGCGGAAGCAAUUUUAUCCGACACGGCUCUUCUUCUUUGCAAACUGGAACGUAUCAUGGUGUGUCUACUAGGCCCUCCGCUGAUAUUUCUCCGUUUGGAUCAUCAUCCAUGGCUUUCCGCACCUCCUCCAGCGAUCAUGUGCGGUCCGGUAGGGGAGCCAGAGGCACGUUGUCGACGACUCCCGAGGAAAGGGAUUCCGUAUCCGAGUCCUUUCAUUAGCUGGACAAGAGAGUGUGUUCCUUCCAAACGUUACCAACCAGUCUAUUCUGGGAUGGAGGAUCCAAGUUCGAAAGGCGCUUGACGCUCCGAAGGGCCAAAGAGUGUCGGGAAAUGGAGCAUUCUCUCUCAAUGUCGUGAGCGUGGUUUCUUCGUCUGUCGUCGGUUAAACGCAACGAAGUGGCUUCGUCAGGCUUAUUGCGGUAACCACCAGUUACGGCACGGUUGUGGAAACCGGCUAUCUUAAGGCAAAGUGCCUUUCUACCAGCAUGUACGGUAUUGCGGCUAACCUAUAGCUAACGCCUGAAAUGCGAACGAAGAAGAUGUUGGGUUCUUGGGGUAGUGUUGGCUCAUGCAGAAGAUUGUAGCUACGCCAUAAAGACGAUGGCCUCUUCUGCCCCAAAUAGACUAUACUCGUAGUUGGUUUUUGGAUUGGAUACGAAAGUCUCCGCGCACUUAGUGACAGCCAAGCUCAUGUCAAUUGACUAUUAAGAGUCGUCCAGGUACUGUAAGUCCUGCCAACCAAGCAAUCCCAUAACAAGGUUGCACUUGGCUUCUUCUGUAUCAUUUGCACAUGGCGUCUACUAUGUCGAGCAGUGCAGUACACCCCACAACAGCUGUCACUGAAUACGCAUACGCUACCGUUGCUUUGGGUUCCUCUAAGCAUGGGCUUGUUGGGGUUUGAGGGUCAUUGCGCAUAUCUUCAUCGUUAUCCAGAUGAGGAAUGCGAUUGCAAGCAGCCUCGAAACAGUGUUUUGUAGAUGGGUGUUCGCGGUGGACACAGCCACGAGCAACUCGUCCCGGCCAGUAGCUACCUAGUACCGUAGCUAGAAAAGUCACUCCAACUCACUACUGACCUUGCUGAAAUAUGCAUUCGUAGUCAGUGAACCAUCAAAUCGGUCAUCAGUAGCUACUGCGUAUGUUGUUCCUAUAGUUAGAGGAAGACAUCCAAGCAAAUGAAAGACCAACUUUUAUUGUUGUGACAUGGCAUAGCCUUCAUGUAGUACCACUUGUUAAGUAAGUUCUCAUCUAUCACUCAAAUCCUAGAAGGGGACGAGGCAAGAUCCAAUCUAUCUCUUCUUGAACAGCCUUCGUCAAGAGUCUUGCAAUAUACCCAUCAAAUUGCGUGUGAACUUCCCAUUCAUUGAAAAGGUUUGUGAUCACUUCGUCGGCAUCAAAGUUGAGAUCGUCUACGGGAGUGUCUCCCAAGAUGUUUGUCGUAUCCAAUGCGUCGUAAGCGAAUGUAAAGUUUUGAAUCUGGGCGUUGCUAAGCUCACUUGAGGAUAGAAACAAGAUCACCCGUUCUGUGUCUCCCGUGAUCGUAACAAGGGAUUGCGUUUUGACUUCUGUGAAGGUUACGGUUCCAUUGACAGUCUGUUCUUCAUUGUAUACCUGACCAUCGACAUUGCAAGCAGCAUUGAAUGUUGUGGUUGUGUUUCCCACCAACUCGGGGAACGAAACAUCUACAAUCCAAGCACCUGACCAGGUCGCGCCAUUUUUAAAAGCUUGGCGGUUCAGCUGAACAUUUUGUGAGCCAUCCACAAAAGCAAUGGCGUCAACCGACAAAUCGCCAGCACCGACGAAGUUUGUCACGGACAAAUCCACUGCUACGUCAAAGUCGGAGCCACCACAUACAGCAUUGUCGCCAGUCUCCUUUGCAAUCGCGCUUCCUAACCUGUGAUUGAUCGAGUAUUCUUCUUCCUCCAACCACAAAAGAUCAUAGUCGUUGUAAUAUCCGGAGAUCACAUAGGAAAUCUUUUCUGACACGGCCGGAGUCACCAACGAAAUGAUGGAGUUGAGUAUAGCGACCCCCUGCAACUCUCUCGAGGAUUGGUGUUCAGUGGCGGUCGGGUUCUCGUCGGACAACUCCACACCGCUGGAAUCUCCGUUCCGGUAAACACCUCGAAGGUUUGCUUGCGACUCCGCCGAGGACAACCCGAGGAGGAAGAAGACAAGAAGAAGGCUCAUUGGUGUUCUCAUGGUAAUGUACGGGGUUUUUGUGAGAAAGACGGAGAGGUGCGAGAGGUGCGCAAAGGUUUCUUUUCGAAAAUUUCGAGCUGAAGUCGGAACGACAAUCCACGGCGUUCAACGUCCCACAUGGUGUGCAUCGUCCAGAUACUGCAGUUGGAGAGAAUUUUGAAAUUGUGAAAGCUUAUCUAUGUUACUUCCGGUAUGGUGGCAGAUGGGGCAGUUUCGUGAGAGUUGCCACUGGGGCGUACCUGGUACCGUACCGGUAGCAGCGCUGGGCUACUAAGGCAUGAUGCUGCAACCAUGAACCCUUUAUGCAUCAUAGGAGCUACGAUGACGCUGCAAACGGUACGAAAGACUGUUGUUGUGUUGCCGUGUGCUGGAGGCGUGCAGGUCGGAUAAUGCCCUCGAGAUCUCGACCUGCAUCGCCAAAGUUGCGCUCACUUGAACAUGACGCAGCCUUGGAUGCAGUUAUGGUGUCCAGCAAAUGCUAGCUGCGAGCACUUCUUUCAUAAAUACUAUUCGGCAGAGGAAGAACCAUGCAUACGAGCACUAAUAGUUGGAUCCUGGCAAUAGAUGUCUGUUGUAGAAAAACGUUCGGAGGCAUCAGCGUCGUGAGUUUGUGAUUAUAUUCAUUAUUUCACCCGAAAGGUCCGGGAGUCAGAAACCUUUGAGAGCUCCAUCGGCGGCGAUGAAGCAAACCUAGCACGGUAGCUAAGCUUCAUUCACGAAAAUGCGGCCAACGCAGUCCCAACAUCAGCUAAUUCGCGUAUAAAGGCAGGUGCGGCGGCGAGUCUCCCAAAGACAGUGUCAAAGUGCAGGUAGACGUAGUAGAGGAGACACAGACAUAACACAUUCAGAACGACUUGUUUCCAGGU
This is a messenger RNA of Seminavis robusta, 6150 nucleotides long. Lineage: Eukaryota; Bacillariophyta; Bacillariophyceae; Naviculales; Naviculaceae. The record is from the annotation of a GenBank genome assembly.